Branchiostoma floridae (Florida lancelet) is the source of this 1634-nucleotide messenger RNA. RefSeq lists its product as uncharacterized. The record is from RefSeq and is a predicted model, not a curated record. The coding region runs from base 283 to 1296 and encodes 337 amino acids. The transcript has 2 exons. Lineage: Eukaryota; Metazoa; Chordata; Leptocardii; Amphioxiformes; Branchiostomatidae.
AUAAAGUACCGGAAUUUAAUAUUGAGUACCAGCGCAAGGAAAGCGCCUUCUGGCAGAUUAUUGCUAGACUGCAGCGCUGAUGACCCUCCUAUUAUAUGACAGGGAAGGAAUAUGUCUACACGAAUUCGCAGAUCCUGAUCUCUAGAUCUCCAAAUCACAAAAUCUGAAAUCGCUAAUAUUUUAUUAGUAGGCCUAUAACGUUAGGCAAAUGGUGACUGUGACCUACCCUCAGCCACUAGCUGCUUCAACAGUUUCCCAUAAUGAGUAUGACGAACUUUUCGAAUGACGUUCGGCGUGCAUCUGACGUCACAUGGCGGUCGAAACGUUCGCAAAUUUUGUCAAGUUCGAAAAUUGUCAAGCAUUGCUUUCAUAUGUAACGUUACGUUUUCAUUUGGAAACAUGGAGGCACUGAUAGGGGACGCUGGCCAGGGUGAUAAUCGGAGGAGUACAUUGUGGAAUUUUCUGGAGCGUCCUUGCGUCUUGAACUUUCCUGAAGGACCAGUGAAAGCGGAAGGGAAUCAGGAGAACGCUUCCAGGUUGCCGACUCGUCUUCGCCCUCGGACGAGGCUAUCGCAUGAGCGAAGCGUGUCUGUAGCCAGACAGCUGAACGCCACCCUGAGAGAGGCUACCAAGGCAAUCGUCGCCCAGAGAGCAGACAGAAACGUGCAGGACGGGGAGACCAUCAAGUCUAACGUCAGAGAGACCAGGGCCGUCCCUCAGGCCACCGGUCGAGCCGGCGCGCGAGACCAGGCUACCGCUCCUGAAAAGAAAGCCUCUCAGGUCCGUCGAAAGCCCACGAUUAGGAAUGAUGCGGAGUUCGAAUAUCAGUGCCGACCACAUCAGAAUGGAGAAAGGACACGAGCAAAGAAAAGUCACCGGAUCGAGUGCGUCUCCCGAUCUCAGGCGAGGAGAAAAGGUGCGCCGUGGACGCUAGGCUGUCCACCGCCUGGCACAUACUAUGAUUCCUGCCUGUCCAAAACAGCACACAUCUAUCAUGACGUGGUCGCAGGGGAGAGAGUGUUCGUAAACUACAUCCCCGACGAUCCCUGCAAGUGGGAGUCCACAGACGAUGUGGAGCUUUCGGUCUGCCAGCGGGGCGUCACCCCCAGCGACUACGCCGACCACAGCGGGCGCAUCAUUCCCCGCUACCGUCGGCACCUGGACAAGAUGUACAGGAAAGUUCUUCGGCAGGUGGCACGGGAGCUGAGGAAGUACGUGCGCGGAAAGUUUAGAACUAGAACAGGUGACAAGGACUUAACGAGCACAGAAGGAAGGAUUUAUAGUCCGGGUAAUUGAAAGAUGGAGAAUCAGGGCUGGACUUAGAAUCUGAUAUCCGAGCAAGUGACAUCUACCGACACUUUAUUGCUAGGAAAAGUAUUUGGCCUUUUAGCCUGUAUCAUAUUUUCAUAUAAAAAUCGUUCAUCAUUGACAAUCUCAUUCCCUGCUCUCCUUCAUAACAAGUCGAAAAUGUAAGUGAAUUCUACAUAAUUAUAAGAUAUUUGAUAUUUGGGCAAUUUGCAAAACUACCUCAAAACAGAUAUGUUAACAGACAUAGGGUUGUCUGCUGGUGAUGUACCGUAAUCCUAUAUGACCAAAUACUUGAAAUAAAUGGCUCUGUCAUUUUUCUAUUGGGA